UCGAUUUUAGAGUGUUUCCUGGGUAAGUGCCCUGCCGAUUACACGUGUCUACCGAGUGGGGAUUGCUGCCAGAACAGUCAAGUAGUUCUACCACCUGAGGAAUGCAAGGAUUUCGUGGAUCACUGUGAAAUUCUCCAUUGCGAUCAUGUCGACUUCAUCGAGUUCGCUCGCGCCAACUGCGCUAAAACGUGCAACUACUGCUUCGAGAACUCUGAAUUGCCGCCUGAAUACUCGUGUACGGAUUUGCUCGACGACUGCAAUGAUCGCAUGGGCCUCUGUAGGGACAAAGAUUUCCUCAACAUGAUGGCCGUAUACUGUCCUCGUUCCUGCAUGCUUUGCACCCACCCAGCUCCACCUACAGAGUGUCAAGAGCUCGUCGAUGAGUGA
Messenger RNA from Haemonchus placei, 387 nucleotides. NCBI's taxonomy places the organism in Eukaryota, Metazoa, Nematoda, Chromadorea, Rhabditida, Trichostrongylidae. The record is from the annotation of a GenBank genome assembly.